Molecule: messenger RNA, 2081 nt
Organism: Leptopilina boulardi
Lineage: Eukaryota; Metazoa; Arthropoda; Insecta; Hymenoptera; Figitidae
Product: cystathionine beta-synthase-like
Exons: 6
Coding region: 400-1905 (501 amino acids)
Cellular component (GO): cytoplasm
Molecular function (GO): cysteine synthase activity; cystathionine beta-synthase activity
Source: RefSeq, a predicted model, not a curated record
AUUAAGUUAAGAAAAAUUAAUUUGAAUCUAUGAAGAUUAGGUGUUGAAUGAGACUUUGUUCUUCAAAAUUGAAGAAACAACUUGAUAAAACCAGUAAAUUAUUGAUAAAAAAAAAAAAAAAAAAAAAUGAAACGUCACAUAUACUGGUCACAAAAUAAUAUGCGAGCUAAAUGCGAGCCUUUCUUUUUACUAUAGUUUGUUGUGAGCUACAGACGUGAUGAUGCGAAUAGUCGAUUAGUCAUAUUAAUUAUAUUAAAAUAAUCUGAUUAAAUGUCAAUAGUCUCGAGAGCAAAAAAAGUAAUUAUUUCACAACAAGUUCUAAAUAUUUAACGAGAGUUAAAAUUUUAUGCUUUUAUAAUAAAAAUAUUUUAUCAAAAAAAAAAAAAAGAAAAUCUCAAAAUGGAUCAAGUAAGACCGGAUAAACCAAAACAAUGUACAUGGCAACCAAAUGCCAAAGAUACGCCUCAUACUAAACGUACCUUGCAUGUAGAUCGAAACAAAAUAUUGCCAAACAUUUUAGAAGCAAUUGGCGAAACACCUAUGGUGCGUCUCAAUAAAAUUCCUAAAUUACAUGGAAUAAAGUGCGAAAUAGUGGCAAAAUGCGAAUUCAUGAAUCCAGCGGGAUCAAUGAAGGAUAGAGUCGCGUAUCGAAUGGUCCAGGAUGCUGAGGAGAAAGGUUUAUUGAAACCUGGUGACACGGUUAUUGAGCCAACAAGUGGAAAUACGGGAGUUGGUCUGGCAAUGGUAACCGCUGUCAAAGGAUAUAAUUGCGUUACAGUUAUGCCUCAAUGGAUGUCAAAUGAAAAGCAAUACACGAUGCAAGCUCUUGGGGCAAAAGUUGUAAGAACACCGGCCUCAGGAAUGCCUGACAAUCCCGAGGGACCAUUCAUGAUUUCUGCAAAAUUGCUUCAACAAACAAAAAACAGUGUCAUUUUAAAUCAGUAUUCAAAUCCAUCGAAUUCACUUGCUCAUUAUGAUACAACUGCUGAAGAAAUUUGGCAACAAACAGGUGGGAAAAUUGAUUAUUUUGUCGCUGGUUCCGGAACUGGAGGCACACUCACUGGUAUUGCUCGUAAACUUCGAGAAUUAUCGCCACAAACAAAAAUAAUUGCCGUUGAUCCUUUGGGAAGUCAAAUGGCAAAUCCUCCGGAAUUAAAUAAAACUUCAGUAAACUUUUGGGAAACCGAAGGAAUUGGCCACGCUUAUAUUCCAUCGAAUAUGGAUCGAGAUGUCGUGGAUCAAUGGGUAAAAUCAAAUGAUCGCGAUUCUUUUCUCCUCGCGAGAAGUUUAAUUCGAGACGAGGGUUUACUUGUUGGAGGUAGUUGCGGAGCAGUUUUGUACGCGGCUUUGCAAAUAGCAAAAGACCUUCCGGAAGAUAAACGUGUCGUUAUUUUAUUACACGACGGAAUUCGAAAUUACUUAACGAAAUUUGUUUCCGAUUAUUGGAUGGAGAGUCGUGGCUAUUUGGAUUCUCCUGAACCAAUGGAAAAUAAUCUAUGGUGGUGGAAUCUUACGAUUCGAAAUCUUCAUUCAAAUAAAACACACAUAAUUACUGAAGAAACAACUUGCGAGGAUGUAAUAAAAAUGUUUCAGGAACUCAAAUUUCAUCACAUGACAAUUAUGAAUGAAAAUCAGGAGAUUGUUGGUUUUGUAACGGAAAAUUUAUUAUUCAGUAAUUUUAUUUUAGGAAAAGUGCAAAAAACCGAGAGAAUUGAUAAAAUUAUGAUUAAAGAAUUUCGUAAAGUUCAUUUAAAAACAACACUCGGUAAACUUUCACGCUUUUUUGAACACGAAAAUUAUGUCGUUGUGGUAAACGAAAAUAAAAAUGAUAAAUUAGUUGGAGUUCUCACUCCAAUUGAUUUAUUAAAUUUUAUCAAUAACAGCAAAAAUGGUGUAACUUCGUAAGUUGAAUUUAUCACAAAUUCAAUUUUUUUUUUAAAAUUUUUAACGAUUUAUUAAUUAAUAUUAAUUUUUAAAUUGAUUAUACUUCUUUCUAUAAUAUAUUAAAAAAUGUCAUCAUAAUUUCGACAUAAAUAUUAUUUUGUAAUUCUUAUAUUUAAAUAAUAAAAAUAUGAAACAAA